Messenger RNA from Echinops telfairi (small Madagascar hedgehog), 3407 nucleotides. RefSeq names its product transmembrane 9 superfamily member 2 (gene TM9SF2). Lineage: Eukaryota; Metazoa; Chordata; Mammalia; Afrosoricida; Tenrecidae. Gene Ontology annotation, biological process: protein localization to membrane. Gene Ontology annotation, cellular component: membrane. The coding region runs from base 152 to 2140 and encodes 662 amino acids. The transcript is spliced from 17 exons. The record is from RefSeq and is a predicted model, not a curated record.
CCCGCGGUGUCUCCUGGCGUAACCGGAACUGUCCGUCGCGGGGCUGGCCUCCUAGGUCUCCGGCGGCCUGGUCUUGGUCUCCGAGCCUCGCCGACCCUUCUUUCCCUCGUUACCCCAUCGGCUCGGCUGCCCUGACCCCGAAACAGCCGUCAUGAGCGGGGGGCUGCUGGCGUCGGGUCCACCUCGGUGGCCACGACUGUGGCUGUUGCUGCUUCUCUUGGGGGCAACCCCAGGCCCGCGUCGAGGCGCCGCUUUCUACCUGCCCGGCCUGGCGCCCGUCAACUUCUGUGAGGAGGAGAAAAAGAGCCCCGAAUGCAAGGCCGAAAUAGAACUGUUUGUGAACAGACUCGACUCAAUGGAAUCUGUGCUUCCUUAUGAGUAUACAUCGUUUGACUUUUGCCAAGCAUCAGAAGGUAAACGCCCAUCUGAAAAUCUUGGUCAAGUUUUAUUCGGGGAAAGAAUUGAACCUUCACCAUACAAGUUUACAUUUAAUAAGGAGGAGACCUGUAAGCUCGUUUGUACAAAAACAUACCAUACAGAGAAAGCUGAAGACAAACAAAAGCUAGAAUUCUUGAAAAAAAGCAUGUUGCUGAAUUAUCAACAUCACUGGAUUGUGGAUAAUAUGCCUGUAACAUGGUGUUACGAUGUUGAAGAUGGUCAAAGGUACUGUAAUCCUGGAUUUCCUAUUGGCUGUUAUGUUACAGAUAAAGGCCAUGCAAAAGAUGCCUGUGUUAUUAAGUCAGAGUUUCAUGAAAGAGAUACCUUUUACAUCUUCAACCAUGUUGAUAUCAAAAUAUACUAUCAUGUUGUUGAAACUGGAUCCAUGGGAGCAAGACUUGUAGCUGCCAAACUUGAACCAAAAAGCUUCAAGCAUACCCACAUAGAUAAUCCAGACUGCUCCGGACCCCCCAUGGAUAUAAGUAACAAGGCUUCUGGAGAGAUCAAAAUUGCCUAUACUUACUCUGUUAGUUUCCAGGAAGAUAAAAAAAUCAGAUGGGCAUCCAGAUGGGAUUAUAUUUUGGAAUCUAUGCCUCAUACCCACAUUCAGUGGUUUAGCAUAAUGAAUUCCCUGGUUAUCGUCCUCUUCUUAUCUGGAAUGGUAGCUAUGAUUAUGUUACGGACUCUACAUAAAGAUAUUGCCAGAUAUAAUCAGAUGGAUUCUACGGAAGAUGCCCAGGAAGAAUUUGGCUGGAAACUGGUUCACGGUGAUAUUUUCCGCCCUCCGCGAAAAGGGAUGCUGUUGUCUGUCUUCCUAGGAUCAGGGACUCAGAUCUUAAUAAUGACGUUUGUGACUCUGUUUUUUGCUUGCCUGGGAUUUUUGUCACCUGCCAACAGAGGAGCGUUGAUGACUUGUGCUGUGGUCUUAUGGGUGCUUCUGGGAACUCCUGCAGGUUACGUUGCUGCCAGAUUCUAUAAAUCUUUUGGAGGUGAGAAGUGGAAAACAAACGUCUUAUUAACAUCAUUUCUUUGUCCUGGGAUUGUGUUUGCUGACUUCUUCAUAAUGAACCUGAUUCUCUGGGGAGAAGGGUCUUCAGCAGCUAUUCCUUUUGGAACAUUGGUUGCCAUUUUGGGUCUUUGGUUCUGCAUAUCGGUGCCUCUAACAUUUAUUGGUGCAUAUUUUGGUUUUAAGAAGAAUGCCAUUGAACACCCAGUUCGAACCAAUCAGAUUCCACGUCAAAUUCCUGAGCAGUCAUUCUACACAAAGCCAUUGCCUGGUAUUAUCAUGGGAGGGAUCUUGCCAUUUGGGUGCAUCUUUAUACAACUUUUCUUCAUUCUGAAUAGUAUUUGGUCUCAUCAGAUGUACUACAUGUUUGGCUUCCUAUUUCUGGUGUUCAUCAUUUUGGUCAUUACAUGUUCUGAAGCAACUAUACUUCUUUGCUAUUUCCAUCUAUGUGCAGAGGAUUAUCAUUGGCAGUGGCGUUCAUUCCUCACCAGUGGUUUUACUGCUGUUUACUUCUUAAUAUAUUCAGUACACUACUUCUUUUCAAAACUACAAAUCACAGGAACAGCAAGUACAAUUCUGUACUUUGGUUAUACCAUGAUAAUGGUUUUGAUCUUCUUUCUUUUUACAGGAACAAUUGGCUUCUUUGCAUGCUUUUGGUUUGUUACCAAAAUAUACAGUGUGGUGAAAGUAGACUGAAGCAGCCCAGUGUGACCAGUUAAAACAGAAAUAAAUUAAAUUCUUCAUCUACAAAGACCUGUUUUGUGACUCCCUUGAGUUUCCUCAGACUUAUUGGCCUAGUAUUUCAUCAGAAGCAACAUAAUGCUAAAUACACCUCUACCCAUACACCCUGUUUCCACAAGAUGUUUUCAGCACUAAAACAUUUGUAUUGUGAUUUGAUUAAGUAUAUUUUCAGUUCUCAAUGAAGAGUAAAUUUAAACACUAUGUGCAUUUAUAAAUAAGAUAGCUUAAGAGAUUUUCAGUACUUCUAAUGGCAGAACAUAGGAGGCCAUAUUGAACAAUACUGAUGAAAUGCAGGACAGUUGAUUGUAAAUAGAAUUUUCUAGGCUCGGUAGGUGGAAAGAAUUAUUUUUCUUUAAAGGAAAUAACUUUUUAUCAUGGUAAUUUUGAAGGAUGAUUCCUAUGAUAUGCUCAUUGGGGAAUGCAGCUUUUAAAAACAAAAAUCUUGUAAUGUUGAAACUGUUCAUACCUUUUCCUUUUCUGUGUUGACUUCAUUAUUCCCAUGGUUUGGCCUUUUAAACUAUGUGCCUCUGAGUCUUUCAAUUUAUAAAUUUGUUAUCUUAAUAAAUAUUGUAAAAACAUCUUCAUUGCAUCAUUGUUAUAUAUUUAAGGAGAUUCUGUAAAUACAAAUCUAUUUCCCAGGGUUGUUGAAAAUGAUUUAUACUGCUUUAUCAGAUUUUGUUGGAUCUUCUCAAUGUAACACUUUCUGAGUUUUGGUCUAAGUGAAAUUUCAGUCUUCUGAGCUUUAUGACAAUUCUAACAUUUUCAUUGUUAGGCAGCAACGGAAACUUUAGCCACGCAGAUCUGGCCAGAUGAUGAUGUAAGCUUCAUAGUUAAUGUAGACCUCCUAACUGUGUUGGCAUUAAGGAUUUUAUAUUUUCUCUUUUUUUGGAAUAAAAAAUUUUUAAAUCAGUUCUUUAUGAUCUAGACAUUAUAUAAACUAGUAAGCCUUCAUCUCUCCCUUAUAACUAUUGUUGUAUUGUCUUAAUUUGGAUUUCAGGAUAUCCUGUGAAUUUUACAGUUUUACUUACUAGAGUUAAGCAAUACAUAUUUCUGUUUCACAUUUAUUUAAUAAAUUGAGAUUAAAUUAUGUGGAAUAUAGAAAUGUGGGACAAUUCCAGCAAUACUUAUAAUUGUGAAAAUAGUCAUUUGUACUUGAGGAGCUAAAUGCUUGCUGCUUAUGAAAGCAAAUCAGAUUCUGUCAUUAAACUUGCAACUAAAAUUA